Tribolium madens (black flour beetle) is the source of this 1680-nucleotide messenger RNA. RefSeq names its product ribonuclease Oy. Gene Ontology annotation, biological process: RNA catabolic process. Gene Ontology annotation, cellular component: extracellular region. The transcript has 2 exons. Lineage: Eukaryota; Metazoa; Arthropoda; Insecta; Coleoptera; Tenebrionidae. The record is from RefSeq and is a predicted model, not a curated record. Bases 154 to 1056 code for a protein of 300 amino acids. Gene Ontology annotation, molecular function: ribonuclease T2 activity; RNA binding.
CAUCGACUGACAUAAGUGACAUAUAAGGUAAAUGUCAAAAAUGACAUUUCAUGUAAAACAACAAAGGAUGAACGUUCCAUUCCCAAGAAAAUGUAUAUAACAAGAUAAAUAACGCGAAAUUUGAAGUGAUUUUAUUUACAAUUCAAAAUUAUUAUGUUGUACAUUGUACUAGCCCUGGUUUUAGCAGCUGUCAACUCUUGCAUUUCCGAUGACGACAUUUCGAUGAAUAGAUCCAAACCGACACCGACCCCUUAUCAAGAUUGGGACUACAUAGUAUACAGUCAACGCUGGCCUAUUACCAGUUGUUCCCAAUGGAAGGAGAAAAGCCCCAAAAACACCUGCAAUUUGCCUCAAGACAACUCCACCUGGGUCGUCCAUGGACUUUGGCCUACGAAAAUCGGRAAAAAGGGGCCAUUGUUUUGCAACUCGGCGCUGCAUUUCGACCCCGAGCAGUUGCAGCCAAUUAUGAAGGAAAUGCAAGAGUUUUGGCCCAAUGUUGAGGCUGAUACUAAGCCAAACUCGUUCUGGAAGCACGAGUGGGACAAACACGGCACUUGCGCCGCGACUUUACCGGUUUUAAACAGUGUGAUUAAUUAUUUCAAAAAAGGGUUAGAGUGGAAUCAGGAGUACAAAAUUUCAACCAUGCUCUCUAAAAGUAAGAUUGUCCCCAGUCCUAAAGGUUAUAACGUUACCGAGUUUUACCAAGUCGUAAAGAGCACCACUGGUAAGAAUCCUAUAAUUCAAUGCGUGGUUGACGAGAAUAAACAAUCCCUAAUUAGCGAAAUUCAAAUUUGUUUCAAUAAAUCGUUAGAUUUGAUAGAUUGUAACGUUACUGGCCCAUUGAACCCUAGCGACAUUUUGACUGAUUGUAGUAGAAAAAAAGAUGUGAUGUAUUUUGCAAUAGUUCCUAGUAAUGCCACUGUGGAACUUGAGUUUGAUGAGUUUUUUGGAGACCACGAACCUAGCGUAGACACCUGUAUAGAGAACUACUACUUAGAACGAGAAUUAUUGAAGGUUUACCGCAUAAUUAAAUUUUUAAUGUGGUUCACGUUGUAGGAAAAAUAAAUUGUAACAUUCCUUAAAAUAUCACAAAAUAGAGAAUUUUCUGUUCCAAUUAUUUUGAUGUGUCUACAGUUACAUAACUUCAAUCUUUCAAUGGCAGCACAUAAAUAAAUUACUUACGUGUGUAAAAAAUUCAAAACAAUUGCACAACCCCAUCUAGAAUCCUUACAAAUUUGAGUUUCGUCAUAUUGACGCCUAAAUAAGGUGUGGAAUUACAAGAAGUCUACUGUUACGUAAUAUUUAAUUGUCAAGUGUAGUUCUUGUAAAUUAUUUAUUUACUUUUUAAAGAAUCAUAAUAAAAUGAUUUGCUAAAGUCCGAUUUAUCUUUCUUCACCAAAUACGUAUUAAUGUAUUCAAUUUAAUUUUUGUAAAAUAGCCAAAUUUGUCUUAUUUAUCACUAUUUAACACGGAAAUAUGUGGGAUGUAUACAAAAUAAGGGAUUUAUGUUUAACUAGAUUUUAGAAAUAAUUAUGCCUUGAUUUCAGUACAUACUUUUAAAUAUUAUUUAUAUAAAAACCUUUUAUUAAGUUGUAGAAAUUGGUUUGUUUCAUUUAUAGUUGGAUUUAAAACUGAAAGAAAAUAAUUGUCAUAAUUAAAUUAAAUAAAAUGUGGUCGAAA